This is a messenger RNA of Stegastes partitus (bicolor damselfish), 5424 nucleotides long. RefSeq names its product PCF11 cleavage and polyadenylation factor subunit (gene pcf11). Gene Ontology annotation, biological process: mRNA 3'-end processing; termination of RNA polymerase II transcription. The record is from RefSeq and is a predicted model, not a curated record. Lineage: Eukaryota; Metazoa; Chordata; Actinopteri; Pomacentridae. Bases 136 to 5016 code for a protein of 1626 amino acids. The transcript is spliced from 17 exons. Gene Ontology annotation, cellular component: cytoplasm; mRNA cleavage factor complex. Gene Ontology annotation, molecular function: mRNA binding; RNA polymerase II complex binding.
GGCCUUCAGCUAGAGUCGCCAUUUUGUUGUCGUCGAAAACAGGCAGUGAACGGCGACAGGCGGCAGCUGAAAUAAACCACCAAACCGGCGUUAUUUGUCAGCGACUCCGGACAGAACAGUUAGUUGCAUGAGUUCAUGGACUGCCUGCUGAUCAAUGGUUAUGGUAUCGAUAAGGCUCGUGUAGGUUUACCCGGGUCGCUCAGCUCAAAGAUGGACGACAGCGCGGCGAGGGAAGACGCCUGCCGGGACUACCAGUCCUCGCUGGAAGACCUGACGUUCAACAGCAAGCCGCACAUCAACAUGCUGACCAUCCUGGCCGAAGAGAACCUCAACUUCGCCAAGGAUAUCGUCGCAAUAAUUGAAGCACAAAUCAGCAAGGCCCCAGCUACCGAGAAGCUUCCAGUUUUGUACUUAGUGGAUUCCAUAGUGAAGAAUGUUGGAGGAGAGUACCUUGCAGUGUUUGCUAAAAACCUAAUCACUUCAUUUAUAUGUGUCUUUGAAAAGGUGGACGAAAACACUAGAAAGAGUCUGUUCAAGCUACGAUCAACGUGGGACGACGUGUUUCCUCUGAAGAAACUGUAUGCACUGGACGCCCGGGUCAACUCUGUGGACCCGGCGUGGCCCAUCAAACCGCUGCCACCCACCGUCAACGCCAGCAUUCACGUCAACCCCAAGUUUUUAAAACAGUCUGAGGAGGCGUCCUCGCCGCAGCCGGCCCCGGCCCCGGCCCAGCCGCCCCCUGCAGCACCGGCCCCCCAACCGCCACCAGCAGCGCCGGCCCCCGCUGUCAGCCAAUCGAGCCUGACCCGGGAGCAGCUGAUCCGGCAGCAGCUGCUGGCCAAGCAGAAGCAACUGCUGGAGCUUCAGCAGAAGAAGAUUGAGCUGGAGCUGGAGCAGACCAAAGCACAGCUGGCUGGUGGAUUUGUGCUACCAACCACGACUGCAGUCACGACUCCGACAGCAUCCAGCAUGGCGUCGAAGCCCGUCAUCCAAACUGCUCCGACGGUCCGACCCUGGAUCCCUCCUCAGACUCCGGCUGACACCAAACCGUCCACCAGAGACCCCCGUCUGAACCGCUCUGGCCCCCCAGCUGCCUCCCAACCCAAAGAACAGCCGACUAAAAAAGAGAGCACCGGGAGCUCUCACACUUCCACACUUGAGAAACGACUGCUGGAGAAGUCCGUCCGGCCGGACAAGGCCCGGACCCCGAGGAAGGACGUGUCGGAGGAGAAGCCCAAGUCCAAAUCUCCGUCUCCAAUGGCUAAAAGUGUGCAGGGCAAAAGCAAACAGGUGGAGGCUGAGAUUCAGAAGUCGACUGACGGCACAAAGAAAGAUCCUCGGCUGAGAAAACGGACACAGGAUAAGAGCGGAGACACCAAAGACGACGAGCUGAAGGAGAAGAAGAGAUGCAGCGACAAGAAGGAGCGAGACGAGGCAGCUCGCGGAGCAGAGCCUCAGCGCUUCGGCAAGGGGAAGCUGGCGAACGGCUCAGUGACCAAACACGACCGCGACGAUGCAGCCGAGAGGGUCGGAGGCAACGCCAGAACACACGCCAGGAAACGCACCCGCUCGCGGUCCAGGUCGCGCUCGCCCACCUCCUCCCCAAAGAGGAAGGACAGGCGGUCGCCCAAAAGCAGAGCCAGGAGCAGCUCCCUGUCCCCAUCGCCAUCACACAAACCCGGCAAACCCAGGAGGGUCCGCGCUGACGAACUGCAGCAUGGAAAGCCCGGCCGAGAGGACCGGCUCGCACCCAAAAAGAACCAAUCGGACAGCAGGAGGUCGAAGAGGCCAGGGGACGACCGGCACUCCGAGUCCAGAGACUCCCAUUCCCCUCGCAGCCACGACGGAGGAAGCAAGGAGUCGAAGGAGGCGACUCACCGCUGGAGGAGCGGCUGGGAGGAAAACAAACAUAUGAAGCUUUCUGAAGACUCUCACCAGAAGCCUGGACCUCAGAGACACAAACCGUACAGCACUCCGACUCGGCCCACCACCCCCAGAACCCCGAAGCAUCGCCUCAGCGUGGACGCCAACCUGCAGAUACCCGAAGCCCUGAACUCUGCCUCCAAGAAGGACCUGCUGAGGAGGGCCAGCAAGAGUUUGGAGAGCGGCGAGAUCUCCCAGGAGGACUUCCUGAACAUGGCCCACCAAAUCAAGCACUUCUUCCAGUAUCAGGAGGAGAAGCAGCAGCGCUCGGAGGGCUGGGACGACGCCGCCAACUUCCCCUUAAAGAAGCAGCCGCUGCUGGGAAUGCCUCCGUCCGCUCAGCCCCGCCCCCACGAAGCCAUGGAUGCCGCCGAGCUGUCGUACUAUGAGCACAAGUCCAAGCUGAGGAAGACGCAGGUCAACCACCGUCCUGCCGGAGAGGAGUGGGAGGGCGAGGACAGUCCGGAGGAGGGCGAGGAUGGAGCGCCGGGUGAAAAGACGGGCGGCAGCCGAAGCGCCGGACAUCCAUCGUCGCAUAAAUACAGCCGGGCAUCACGGGACCGGCCAGGUGAGAGGAGAAGCAAAGAGCGCGAGCAGCAGCGACCUUCACUCGCCCCCAUGAUCGAGGAGUACAACCACGGCAAAGAGUUCCCCACGCUGAAGUCACUGCCAGGCCUUCGCUUCAGGAGGAGAGUCGACCCCAGAGAGUCGAGUGAGAGGGAGUGGACCUCGCCGCUCACAGAGCGCCAGCACUACGAGGAACGCGAGGAGCAGAAGAGCGGCUACGAUGCUCCGCGGAGGUACGCCGACUCCAGACACCCCGACUCCAGACACCCCGACCCCCGGAGGCCAGAGGGCCCCCCUCCGUCCGGCACCGUGGUUCUCAGGAACUGUCCGAGCCCAGCUGGUCUGGACUCUGCUGCCCCCCGCUUUGAGCGUGAGCGCCUGUCACCGCUCCACCAGAAAGAGUCUGCAGACAUGAGCCCGGUUCCUCGCUUCGAGAGUCCCACCAGCGAGCAUUCGGAUGACGGGCCGCUAAAUCUAGACGCCCCCCCUUCCCACCUGCCCAUUCCUCCCAAAUCCAUCCUGAAGGCACCAUCCCGUGUCGGCCCGCUGCCUGGUGUCCGGCAGCACGCUGACUCCCCGGGACACACCCCUCCGCACGAAGCAGGACACCCCCCCUCUCGGUACAACGGGCCCGGACACCCCUCCAGGCCGCACCCCCCAGGGUGGUACGAAGGCGGUGGCCCCGGCCGCUACGAUGACACACAGUUUGAUGGACCUCACCACCAGGGCCCCGGUAGGUUCGAUGGCGGGGGUCCGCCUCAUCACAACAUGCCAGAGAGGGUGGAUGGCCCCGGGCAAUGUGAGGGCCCCCACAUGGCUCACGGUCCAAUGAGAGGUGGAGAUGGCAUGGGACGAUUUGAUGGCCCCCCUCAGGGGCCGGGCAGGUUUGUUGGCCCCGUUGGCCAGCAGGCGCCUGUGAGGUAUGAGGGCCAAGGGCCCGGGCCGGGCCACUUAGAGGGCCCGAUGCAGCGCUUCGACGCGCCGCGGGGCUUUAACAACAUGGGCCCCGGACCAGGUUCUGGGCCAAUGGGCUUCCAGCAGCAGCGUCCAAUGCGCUUCGAGGGUCCGAUGAGGUUUGAAGGCCCCGGUCGCUUCGAGGGGCCCGGCCAGCCGGGGCCCAGGUAUGAUAUGCCCCACCAAGGUGGGCCUCCACGCUUCGAGUACCCCGCUGGCCAGCAGGGGCACCCCAGGUUUGGCCCCCAACACAACCUGCAGCCCCCCAUGAGACCGAUGGCUCCACCCAUCUACGAGAACCCCAUAGCCCCCCAGCAGAACUUUCCGAUGGCCCCCCAGCGUUUCCCGGAGCCCAUGAACCCUCAGUUCCCUGCGGGGCCGAUGGCUUUCCCAGCGCAGCCAAACAUGCAGCCAGCGGGAAACUUCAACAUUCAGCCGGCGCCACCCUUCAGCCAGCCGGCCCCCGGCCCCUUCUACAACCCUGCAGCCCCUGCCGUCGGCAUGCAGCAGCCGGUGAAUUUAUUGGCAAACAUGAACCAGCCGUUCUUGCCUCAGACCUCAGUGCCUUUCGGACAGCAGACUCCGCAGGUCGCCCCUCCAGAGAACCACUUUGGUCAGGUUGACGUCAAUGACCUGCUGUCCAAACUCAUCUCCACCGGCAUCAUCAAACCCUCACAGCCCGAAGCCGCGCCGACCUCCAGCAACGAAUCUCCCACAGUGGUUCCAGCACCUCCGUUGGUGGAGGAGGAGGAAGAGGAGGAGCAGGAGGAGGAGGAGGAAGACCUCCCAGACCUCACCAGCUUCAGCAUUGACGACAUGAAACAGCGCUACGAGAGCGUGGUGACCAAGCUGUACUCAGGGAACCAGUGCUGCCUGUGCAGCAUGCGCUUCACCGCCGCUCAGACCGACAUGUACGCCGACCACCUGGACUGGCACUUCAGGCAGAACCACGCCGGCAAAGUGGCCAGCAAGAAGGUCACGCACCGCCGCUGGUACUACAGCCUCACGGACUGGAUCGAGUUCGAGGAGAUCGCCGACCUGGAGGAGCGAGCCAAGAGUCAGUUCUUCGAGAAGGAGAACGAAGAGGAGGUGCAGAAGAAUCAGGCGGCCGCCAAGGAGAAGGAGUUCCAGAGCGUCAGAGCCACCAAGGACCAAGUGGGAGAGUCAUGUGAGAUCUGCCAGGAGGCGUUCGAGACGUACUGGGUGGAGGAGGAGGAGGACUGGUUCCUGAAGAACGCCAUCAGGGUCGACGACAAGAACUUCCAUCCCUCCUGCUUCGAAGACUAUAAAAACACGUCGUCGUAUCUCGACGUCACGCCGUCGCCCAACAAGCUGCUGGCUGAUCACCCGCUGGGCGCCUUCGUGAAGACCGAAAAAGAAGAAGAGCAACAGGAGGAGGAAGGCGCUUCGUGUGCUGUCGCCGCUGCCGCCGCCGCCGCCGCUGCCGCCGCCGCCGCCGCUGCCGCCACCUCAGUGAAACAGGAAGUGGAGAACGUCGAGCUUCCCGACGUGAAGGAGGAGGAGGAGGAGCAGGAGAAGGUUUUAACGAACCAGUCCGAGGAGCAGGCGUGAGCUCCGGUCACAUCAACGGCUUUUUUAGCUGCAGAGCUCGAAUCCUCUGCAACUCAACUUGAAUACAUUUUUGUAUUUGGAUCGUACGCGGCCAUUUCAGGUCUGCUGUUUCUGUGAAUCAAAGUGUUUGGUUUGGUCAAAGCUGUACAUGAUUUAAUUUAUAAAUUAAAGUAUUUUUUGUAUCUCCUGUGUAACGGUGAUUGAAUCGAACAGCCGCUGCGUGCUGCCUGUUACCGUCUGUACAUAGUUGCAGUGAUUGAUGAUUGAUCGGUUGGUUUAUUGAUGGGCAGUCGCAGGUGUUGAAGGUAAGCAUCAUCUGAAGUCUCGAGGAUUCGACUCCGCCGAGGACCCCGUCGUCUUUUCUUUGUUUUUCUUUGAUUUUGAAUCAAUAAAAGAGUCUGAAACGUG